UUUUAUUGGGUAAUUAUUUAACAUAUUCAAUCAAUUUAAUUAUGCGAAGCAUGUUUUCGGAUCGUUACAACAAUAAGCGCCGCGAAUUUUACGAGCGCUACGAAGCUGCUAGGGUGAUCCAUUCGAGUCUGCCGGAGUGCCAGCGUCCAGUGGAGCCCACCGAAGUGAAGCAUCCGAACAACCCCGUUAAUCGUCGCCCCGUUUCGUAUCGCCAACUGGCCAAUCAGUCGCGGAGGCAGCUGGAGAACGACUCCUGGCUAUCCAGUGAUCGACUGCCCAUAGUGGUGCGCCGCGAAAUCGAGAUGCGCAACAAAAAAGCUUUGCUGCCCAAAUACAACGGGGAAACGGCUACCCAUGUGCUAAGCCAUAAUGGCGGGUCACGACGUGGUCGUCCUCCAUCUGCCGCCACUGCGGCCAGAUUGGCAUCUGAAUUCGCCCGUCAAGUCGGUGGCGUUUCCCAAACUCCGACCAUCAAAGAAGAAGAGUUAGAGGAGCAGCCGAAGGCCAAGAAGGCGAACAAGAUGCCGGACAAGGUGGCAGUCAAGGUGACGGACAAGUUGGCGACCAAGUUGACGACCAAGGUGGCGACCAAGGCGGCGACCAAGGUGGCGACCAAGAUGGCGACCAAUGUGGAGACCGAGGCGGAGGAGUCUAACUUCCCGGUUAAGAUUAAAGUGGAAGGGGUCGCGCAAAAUGAUGUGGGGUGGCAGCCAAAUUGGCUGGACAAAACCAAUCAGGGUUCCACAAAUAGGUACUUUAUUCCAAAUUUGAGCUCUUUUCCUAAUCCUUACCGUAACAUGGAUGUUACCUGGACCGAACAAUUCAAUGCAUUAUCAAACCAAUACUACAAUCAUAUCAUGAACUCCGUCUCGUCUUCGAGCCAGAUGCAGCCGCUUGAUUUACCACCAUCAGCCAACACGCCCACUGUCGGUGUUAACCCGGUUCAGUGCCCGUCGGAUAACUGCAAGAAAAACUUUGAUUCGCGUCGGGCCAUGUACAAGCACCAACGCGAGACUGGUCACCACAAUUGGCCACACAACUGCAGCAAGUGUGGCCAGGUCUUCCGUACAUCAGGCUUUAUGCGCAUGCACUCCGUGAUUGCCUGUCAGCGCAACUUACACAAGUUAAAAAUAUCUAAGCCAAAUUAAGUGCAGCAACUUGGCCAAACCGCAAAGCCGGAAUGAAUCGGUUCGCAUACAGCGAACUAUUAAUUUACCAUUCGU
Molecule: messenger RNA, 1223 nt
Organism: Drosophila mauritiana
Lineage: Eukaryota; Metazoa; Arthropoda; Insecta; Diptera; Drosophilidae
Exons: 3
Coding region: 42-1148 (368 amino acids)
Source: RefSeq, a predicted model, not a curated record